AUGUACAUAACACAUGUGGCCGGCUGCUUCUUCUACUACCUCGCCACCACCAUGCCGCCUGAAGACCAGGGCUACACCUGGAUCGGCUCCCUCACCCUCGGCGACUUCUCGUACGAGAAUUUCCGCGAAGUGGAGUUAUUCACGAGAUACGUGACGGCGCUCUACUGGUCCGUUGUGACCAUGGCGACCAUCGGCUAUGGGGAUAUCCACCCAGUCAAUCCCAGGGAGAUGAUAUUCGCCAUGUUCUACAUCACAGUCGACCUCAUCUUGUCUGCAUAUCUCAUUGCUUAUCUCAUCGGUGAGUCCCUCUGCCUGCGCUGUGCACCAUCGAUGGAUGGGCUCCUCUUGGCUCCCUCUCCCUCCCUCUCCCUCACCCUUGGCGACUUCUCCUACGAGAACUUCCGCGAAGUGGAUCUAUUCACGAGAUACGUGACGGCCCUCUACUGGUCCGUGGUGACCAUGGCCACGAUCGGCUAUGGGGACAUUCACCCGGUCAAUCCCAGGGAGAUGAUCUUCGCCAUGUUCUACAUCACAGUCGACCUCAUCCUCUCGGCUUACCUCAUUGGAAACAUCACUGCUCUGGUGGUGAAGGGAAGUAAUACAACCAAGUACAGGGAGCGCAUGGCUCAAGUCAUCAAGUACAUGAAUCCGCUCUCCUCCCGUCUGUGCCAUCCUUUCCCUCCAGGAAACAUCACUGCACUGGUGGUAAAGGGCAGUAACACUACUAAGUACAGGGAGCGCAUGGCUCAGGCCAUCAAGUACCCUCUCUCUCUUGUCCCCUCCUCCCCUACUCUCCUUCCCUCCCUUCCAGGAAACAUCACUGCACUGGUAGUCGAAGGCAGCAACACCACCAAGUACCGAGAGCGCAUGGCGCAGGUCAUCAAGUACAUGAACCGGCAACCGCAUUCCCCGGGUAACAUCACUGCACUGGUGGUAAAAGGCAGCAACACCACCAAGUACAGGGAGCGCAUGGCGCAGGUCAUCAAGUACAUGAACCGCAACCGCAUUCCCCGGGUGCUCAAAUGCAGGAAGAGCAUUGCUCAGGUCUCUUUACCUUCCAUUCAUUCCAUCCCUCUUGCAGGUAACAUCACUGCACUGGUGGUAAAAGGCAGCAACACCACCAAGUACAGGGAGCGCAUGGCGCAGGUCAUCAAGUACAUGAACCGCAACCGCAUUCCCCGGGUGCUCAAAUGCAGGAAGAGCAUUGCUCAGGUCUCUUUACCUUCCAUUCAUUCCAUCCCUCUUGCAGGUAACAUCACUGCACUGGUGGUAAAAGGCAGCAACACCACCAAGUACAGGGAGCGCAUGGCGCAGGUCAUCAAGUACAUGAACCGCAACCGCAUUCCCAGGGUGCUGCGGCACCAGAUGCGCCAGCACGUGCGACUGCAGUUUGAAACGGAUCAAGUGGAGGACAACAUUCUUAAUGAUUUCCCUGUGAGCAUCCGCCACAAGGUGGCGCGGGCUCUCUACAGGCGGCUGGUGGAGCAGAGCUACAUCUUCCAGGGCUGCUCGCCCGAAUUUAUUAACCAGAUUUCCAUCCCUUUCUCACCCACCUGCCCCCUUCUCCCCCUUCAGAUGUUUGGCGAGGUUGCAGUGCUGUGCAACAUUCCUCAGCCCUUCGACGUGUCGGUUAUUGAGUUCUGCCAGGUGCUGCGGCUGGAGCGGGACGACUUGAACACGGCCAUUGCCACGUUUAUGGUGGAUGGAAGGAAGAUUGUAGACAACCUGCUGGAGCGCACAACAGAGACAGGCAGCAAGUAUGCACUGCUGGCCUCGGAAAUUACGUCUCUGAUCGCGCAGCAGGAGGCGGAGCUCACGAUGACGACCAUCUAUGCGGCCUCGCGGGGGGACAUCGAGCAUCUGAAGAAGCUGAUCAAGGCCGGGGCGAAUGCCAGCAAAGCGGAUUAUGAUGGGCGCACACCACUGCACCUGGCAGCAGCAGGGGGUUACGAUGAGGUGGUUCGAUUCCUACUGCUAGAAGGAGCGGACGUGAAUAGUCUCGACAACUUCGGCACCACGCCACUGCUGGAGGCACUGCGGGCUGGGAACGACUCAACGGCUAAGAUUCUGACAGACAAGCACGGCACUGUGAACCUGCAGGAAGCAGGAACAGACCUGUGUAACGCAGUGAUGAGGGGUGACACAGGGCUGCUGAGAAGACUUCUGGUCAACGGAGUCAACCCCAAUGCUGCCGAUUACGAUCUCCGCACGCCCCUCCACAUCGCAUCCGCCGAGGGAUUCGUCCAGGUGGCGCGCCUGCUGGUGGAGCACGGCGCUGACGUGGCAGCACUGGAUAGGUGGGGCAACUCGCCCCUGGAUGAGGCGCGCCGAUGUGGCAGCCUGCCGUUGAUCCACCUGUUGGAGGAGGCCAUGCGGGAACGGGGGCUUGUGAUUGCUCAGGUUGCCUCCACCCGUCCUCCCAUCCCCAACUCCCACUCCCUCACGCACUCCCAACCGUCCCCCCUUCUCAACCCUACUGAAGCGGACUGGGACCGAAUCACCGAGGAUGGCUCGGCAACUCCCCGGAUCGCCAUGUCAGGCUCGGCAACACCGCUUCUGAGCGGGCCCGGCACGCCCCAGAGGAGAGGUCCGGGAACGUCGCCUGGGAGGGGGCAAUGGAGGCCCCCUGCUGGGGUUGGUGGGGUGAGGAGGACAGGGGGGAGGGCUGGAGGGAUGGGGUAUGGUGGUGGCGCUGGUGCUGCUGGUUCGACUGGUGCGGCCGGCAUGGGAAGAUUGGUUCCCCUGGGUCCCAAGAGAAUCACUGUGUUCCCCUUUCCCCCAUGGGAACUGAAGCCGCAGAGAGUUGGGCAGCUCAUGCCACUUCCUCCGUCCAUCCCUGACCUCAUAUCAACUGCUUCAAGCAUUUUUGGAACGUCAUUUGUUGGCUUGCUUCCUGAACCCCUCUACACCCCUGCCAAACCCUCUUCUCCCGAUCCUCCCCUCAUCCAGGCCCGGGCGUUCCUCCUGUCCACGUCAGCACACACCGCGCUAAUCGCCGCGUUGGCGCGCAGCGGCCCGUACGUUGACGCGGCGCCUGUGCUGGCAGGCAUGCGCGCCGCGGGAUUGGCUCCCACCGUGCACGCGUGCACCGCGGCCAUGCAGGCCCAAUCACGCGCCGGCAGGUGGCGGGCGGCGCUGCUGCUAUUGGAGGAAAUGCGGGGCAUGGGUCUGAAACCGGAUACGAUGGCUUAUAACGCGGUUCUUACGGCAUGUGGAAGGGCUGGUCGCGUGCAGGAGGUGCUGGGGGUGUACCAGGCCAUGCAGGACGACGAAUGUCGCCCGUCCACCGGCACGCGCGCACUGCUCAUGAGCACGUUCGUCCGCGCCGACCGCUGCGACCUGGCGCUGCAGCUGUUCUUUGACGCCAGGCUGGCAGGCCAGCCUGUCACACCCGACAUGCACAGAGGGUUGAUCUGUGUCGCUUCAAAGGUGGGUCGCUGGCCUCUCGCUCUCGACCUGCUAGACGAUCUCCUUGCCACGUGGACAGACCCGGGGGUCACGGGUGAAUUGGCAGCGGGUGCAGCUGCGGAUGGUUCACAAGCUACCGCAUCUGCUGACUCGCGUCAGUGGCAGUUGGCUCUUUCAGUCUUCUCCCGAAUGAAAACCCUCGGGAUUCGCCCAGACCACUUCACGUGGUCCGGGCUAGCUUCGGCGCUGGCUCGGGCAGGCGAAUUCGACCGAGCCAUGGCUCUAUUCGAGCACAUGGGGGAGAGGGAGGGGCUGCAACCAACACUGGUGGUGUGUAAUUGCGCGCUGCUGGCGUGUCAGCACAAGGCCAAGUGGCAGAGGGCGCUGCAAUUGCUGUGGCGCAUGGAGAGGAUGGGCGUACAAGCAGACGUGAGGAGCUACAGCAUGGUCAUUCGGACUUGUGAACUCGCAGGUGGGUGGUUGAGUGCUCUCUCACAUGGCUGUGCGCUGCUGGCGUGUCAGCACAAGGCCAAGUGGCAGAGAGCGCUACAGCUGCUGUGGCGGAUGGAGAGAAUGGGCGUGCAGGCGGAUGUGUGGAGCUACAGCAUGGUCAUCCUCUGUCUCUCCAGGCCUGUCAGAUGCUGCCCUGACGGAUGCUGCCUAUCAAAGGAUGCUCAGUGCAGGUUGCAAGCCCAAUACCUUCACUCUUGCAUCACCCAACCCCGUGCUCUCUUCUGCUGCUUCCUCCACCUGGGUUUCCACGUAUCCUCCCCUCUCCAGGCCAAUCCGAGGCAGCCCUGA
Closterium sp. Yama58-4 is the source of this 4209-nucleotide messenger RNA. The record is from the annotation of a GenBank genome assembly. Lineage: Eukaryota; Viridiplantae; Streptophyta; Zygnematophyceae; Desmidiales; Closteriaceae.